Messenger RNA from Podarcis muralis (Common wall lizard), 2550 nucleotides. The record is from RefSeq and is a predicted model, not a curated record. Lineage: Eukaryota; Metazoa; Chordata; Lepidosauria; Squamata; Lacertidae.
CGGCCAUCGAAUCCCAGUCCAGAAAAACAUCAGAAGGGGAAGGGAACAAAUGGGAGACCUUUAUGUGGCAAAACAUUCCAAAGUAAAUCUAGGUUCAAUUCACACUGCAGAAUCCACACAGAGGAGAAACCGUGUAAAUGCUUGGUGUGUGGAAAGAGCUUCAGUGACAGCUCAGGCCUAAAAUCACAUGAAAAAAUUCACGCAGGACAGGAAUCAUACAAAUGCCUAGAAUGUGGAAAGGGUUUCAAUCGCCACUCAAACCUUAAAAGACAUCAGAAAGUCCACAGUGAGGAGAAACCAUAUUCCUGUCUAGAGUGUGGAAAGGCCUUCAUUUACAGCUCAGGCCUUGUAGAUCAUCAAAAAAUUCACACAGGGGAGAAACCGUAUACCUGUUUGGACUGUGGAAAGACCUUCUGUCAAAGCUCAAACCUUGCAUCUCAUCAAAAAACCCACACAGGGGAGAAGCCAUAUAAAUGUUUGGAGUGCGGAAUGAGCUUCGCUCAUGGCUCAAGUCUUACAUUGCAUCAAAGAAUUCACACUGGGGAGAAAUCUUAUAAAUGUUUGGAGUGCGGAAGGAGCUUUGCUCACAGUGUUAGCCUUACUACACAUAAGAGAACCCACACAGGGGAGAAACCAUAUAAAUGCUUGGAAUGUGGAAAGUGCUUCAGCCAGAGUUCACACCUUAGUUCACAUAAGAGAACUCACACUGGUGAGAAGCCGUAUAAAUGCUUUGAGUGUGGGAAGAGCUUCAGUCAUAGUUCACAUCUUACUGUGCAUGAGCGAAUCCAUACAGGGGAAAAACCAUAUAAAUGUGUGACAUGUGGAAAGAGCUUUAGUAACUCCACAUCACUUGUUAUCCACCGCAGCAUCCAUUCAGAAGAGAAGCCAUAUAAGUGCUUUGAGUGUGGAAAGAGCUUCCGGCAUGGUACAGGCCUUCAUAAACAUCAAAAAAUUCACAGAGGUGAAAAACCGUAUGCAUGUUUUGAGUGUGGAAAGAGCUUCACUCACAGAUCACAGUUUAAAUGUCAUCAAAGAAUUCACACAGGGGUGAAACCAUAUACCUGUUUUGAGUGUGGAAAGAACUUCACUGAAAGCUCAAGCCUUAGAUCUCAUCACAAAGUUCACACAGGGGAGAAACCACAUAAAUGUUUGGAGUGUGGAAAGAGAUUUGCACAUGGAUCUGGCCUUACUUCUCAUAAAAGAAUUCACACAGGGGAGAAACCAUAUAUAUGUUUGGAGUGUGGAAAGAGAUUUGCACAGGGAUCUGCCCUUACUUCUCAUAAAAGAACUCACACAAGGGAGAAACCAUAUAAAUGUUUGGAGUGUGGAAAGAGAUUUGCACAGGGAUCUACGCUUACUUCUCAUAAAAGAACUCACACAGGGGAGAAACCAUAUAAAUGUUUGGAGUGUGGAAAGAGAUUUGCACAUGGAUCUGGCCUUACUUCUCAUAAAAGAAUUCACACAGGGGAGAAACCAUAUAUAUGUUUGGAGUGUGGAAAGAGAUUUGCACAGGGAUCUGCCCUUACUUCUCAUAAAAGAACUCACACAGGGGAGAAACCAUAUAAAUGUUUGGAGUGUGGAAAGAGAUUUGCACAUGGAUCUACGCUUACUUCUCAUAAAAGAACUCACAUGGGAUAAACCAUAUAUAUACUUGGAAUGUGGGAAAAGAUUUGGUCAGAUUUCGCAUCUCAUUUUGCAUAAGUGAAUCAAGAUGGGGAAAAUAUUUCGAUUCUUGUAAUGAGGAAAGCACUUUAAGUGGAGCACCGCUAAUUUGCAAGAUAUAGGUUUAUUGGAUUUGGAGGGACAUAAUAACCGUUGGGCUUGGCACCCUUAUUGAAUUUAUGGAAAGGCAAAAAUACACAGAGAUUUCUCAAAUCAUAUUAUAAGGAGAUCACUUCUUAAAGUUUGGGAGAAAUACAAAGAUCGGUUGGAGCCUAAAAUCCCGUGGUGGGCCUCUCCAAGCAGAGGCCACAGUGGUGAAGGAAAAAAAUACGUUGUGAAAUUGGCCUACUUAUAAAAUAAUUUUAAAAGAAGAUAACCAACUGAAACUUAAAAGUUUUGAGGAAUUAAGAGAUAUUAUUACAGAUUGGUUCCAAUAUUAUCCAAUAUUCAAAAAAAUUAAUGUAGAUAAAAAGGGUUUGCCAAGGAAACCUCGAGAUUUGAUUUACAUCAGCCGUGAUAAAGUGGUCUCAAGACUUUGGGUAUGUUAUAACAUUGUCCCAAUGGGAAAAUCUGUGGAAGAAUAGUUGGAGAUUUACCACGUGCUAUGCCAUAAGGAAAACGUUUUAAAAAUGCAGCACCAGUGGUAUUUGACUCCAUGGAAAUUAGCCAAAAUGUACAAAGGAGCCAAAAGUAACUGUUGGAGAUGUGGAGAUCAAACAGGCUCACUGUAUCAUAUAUGGUGGCAAUGUAGCAAAAUAAAGAAAUUUUGGGAGGAAAUCCAUUCAGAAUUAGAAAAAAUGUUAAGACUUUCCUUUACAGUGGGACCUCGGGUUAAGAACUUAAUUUGUUCUGGAGGUCCAUUCUUAACCUGAAACUGUUCUUAACCUG